UAGAGAAAGAGGAAGAGAGAGGUUCAAUCAGUCUUUGAUACCCAAAAUCUCAUCGUUCUUAUAAUUUUACAUGCUUUUCAUUCCCAGAAACAAUACCCAUUCCUCAUAUACCCCAACUCUGAUUCUCUCUUGCUUCACUUUAAUUUUCUCUGUCUUUAAACCCUCUGUGCUAUCAGAGCUACAGAGUGUGGUUCUCACAUGUGAUGCUGGAAUCUAACAUGCAUGGUCUGGCUGCUUUGAAUUGAAUCUCACAUAAUUGGACUUGUCAUUAAGUGUACAUUAAGAGGUAGGUAAUGGCCCGGAAGGCUAAUCAACCGAAGAAUGGGGUUGAACAACGCCAGACAUCAAAGCAGAAAAAGAAGGGUUCGGAAUCAGGGGGUGCACCUGCAGAAACAAAAGCUAAUGGGAAAGCAAGUGAAGUGAAAGUUUUCCCUGGAGAUGAAAUCUCAAAUGGUGAGCAGCCAAGCAGUCCUCUUGCAGCAGGUGUGAGUAAUGCCGGAGAUGAGAAUAUAAGCAAGCAGAAAUCUGGGAAGGUUUUGAGAAAAGAGAAGCAAGGGAAGGAUCCAAUGCCGGGUCAGGGGCAGUCAGCAUCUUCAGGAGGUGAUAUGGGAAAUUGCAAUGGAAAUAGUGAAGGUCCAAGUGUAAGAGAGCAUAAUGGACCAUUACCUCAUAGUGAAAUACGUCGCAAGCACGCAAAAAGAAAAUCAGGUUACUCAUUGAAUCGGCGUGUAAAAUAUUUGAUGGAGAAGAUAGAGUCUUCAGAUAGCGUAUUGAUUAGAAAUUUGAGGGCAUCAACUUUGUCCUUCUUGAAGGUGGCUAAUCAAUGGCUGCAGAGGCACAAGCCAAUGCUUCUGACUAUAACAAGUAAAGUACAGAUUGGUCGUGAUUAUGUCAAAACAAAGGUUGAUCAGGCAUAUCCUGUGCUUAGGAAGUGGCUUAUUCAGCUUGGGAGUGUGCUGUUUAUUAUAUCAAUGCUGUGGUUGGAUUUUACCUUAAGGGGUAUAGAUUCCUUUGUACGCAUGGGGACAACAUCCUUGUUUUCAGUGAUAUGGUUCAGCCUUCUCUCAGUAGUUUCUAUGGUUGGGAUGUUUAAAUUCCUGAUUGUCUUGGUCUCAGCAGUUUUAAUUGGAGUCUUCAUUGGGUUUAUGCUUGCAAUUUUAUUGGUUGCUCUUGCUGGAGCUCUUUUCUUGUGGCUAUAUGGAAGCUUUUGGACAACAUUACUUGUAAUCUUCUUUGGAGGUUUGGCAUUUACUCUGAGCCAUGAGCGGGUUGCACUGUUGAUUACAACUGUGUAUUCCAUGUAUUGUGCUUGGACGUAUGUUGGAUGGUUUGGUGUGCUUUUGGGGUUAAAUUUAUCUUUUAUCUCAAGUGAUUGUCUAAUAUAUUUCUUAAAGAACAAUGUAAAUCACAAUACAAGUCCUACUGGAUCCCCUGAACAAACAUCAGGAAUGCACAAUCAACAAGGCUUCUUUGAUGGUGAGCAUGUGCAUGCCUCAUCCUCAGAAAAUGGCCCAUGGUUUUCUGCUGAUCGUAGCCCUGGAGUGCCUUCAACCAGUGGGGCUGAUUCUGAGUUAACAUCUGAAGAUGAAAUUGUUCGGCUGCUAAGCUGUACUGACCACUAUUCCGUGCUGGGAUUUGCCCGGUAUGAAGAAAUAGAUAUUACUUUACUGAAGCGAGAGUAUAAGAAAAAGGCAAUGUUGGUCCAUCCUGAUAAAAAUAUGGGAAAUGAAAAAGCUGCUGAAGCUUUCAAGAAACUACAGAAUGCAUAUGAGGUUUUACUUGAUUCCUUAAAGCGAAAAGCAUACGAUGAUGAGUUAAGGAGCCAGGAACUGCUGAACAUUUUCCGUAGGUUUAAAAGCACUUCGCAAAAGAAUGGUGGAAACGGUUUCUUCCCCUCUGGAUUUGGAAGCCCAGAGGCUGAUGGCGAGGACCCAAUAGGAGAGGCAAGGUGCAUCGCCUGCAAUAAGUGCAACAACUUCCAUACCUGGUUACUAACCAGAAAAGUAAAAUCUAGAGCGAGAUGGUGCCAGGAUUGCAAAGAUUUUCAUCAAGCAAAAGAUGGUGAUGGAUGGGUUGAACAAUCUUCACAACCUUUCAUCUUUGGAUUAUUGCAGAAGGUAAAUACUCCAUCGGCAUUUGUUUGUGCAGAUAGCAAGAUAUAUAAUGCUAGCGAGUGGUAUAUUUGUCAGGGAAUGAGAUGUCCAGCCAACACUCACAAACCUAGUUUUCAUGUGAACACUAGUGUAACGUCUACGAAGCAUUCCGGAAAGGGAACAAGUUCAGGACAAAGAGGUGGGCGGAUGCCGGCCUCUGUGGAAGGGUGCAUGACAGAGGAAGAAUUUGUUGAGUGGCUACAAGAUGCAAUGCAAACAGGCAUGCAUGAGAAUUUUAGUGCCGGCACCUCCACUGAGAGCCCAUUUACCAGAUCUGGAAGUGGUACCAAGACUAGUGGCAGUGCAAACAAGAGAAAGAAAAAGGGAAAGAAAUGGAGCCAGGAGGCCAGGAUUAGGUGACUUGUGCUAUACUCGGUUAAUCCAAUGUAACACAAUCAUGUUACUUACUGUAUGCAUUCUGAGGAAAAUCAGUAAUAUGCUCAAAUCCACUUGCACUUGACGAGAAGGGAAAACAACGAGAAUAGGCCUCUUGUAAUGCACAAAGCUUUUAGAACAGCUGAAUCAUAUCCCAUAUUUUACAAUGCAUCAGUUGUGAUGCUUUGAUAUUGCAAAGAACCAAUGACCUAGAUGCAGAAUGAUGUUCGUUAGAAAGUUCUGGCAGGCACUCCAUUCGAAACUUGAAAACAUGCAAGUUUCCAACUCUUGAACUCUUCUAUGCAGUUGGUUCUCUGACCCUUCUUCCUUCAGUUGGCUACUUGAGCUUUCUUUAUGCAGUUGAUUAUUUGAGCCUGGUAUGCACAUGAGUUCUGAACUCUGAAGUCUGAACUCUCAAAAGCUUUU
Molecule: messenger RNA, 2954 nt
Organism: Argentina anserina (silverweed cinquefoil)
Lineage: Eukaryota; Viridiplantae; Streptophyta; Magnoliopsida; Rosales; Rosaceae
Exons: 11
Coding region: 294-2513 (739 amino acids)
Source: RefSeq, a predicted model, not a curated record